AUGAUGAUGAUGCUCUAUUUUUGGUCUAUCAAUGAAACACAAACACAAACAAUGAGAAUGAUGACCAUGAAUAGAAGCAUGGUAUGCACUAUCUUCAGAAGUUUGGGGGUUGUAUGUUCCCAGGACAUCACCAAAAACCCGUUCAUCUCCUUUGGUGGCCCAGCAAUGGUGAGGUGGGAUGAAGGCAAAUUCAAUCACAAGGUGAAGGUUAGCAUUAAGCAAUGAUAAUAAUAAUAAUAGUAAUGAUAAUAAUAGUAAAGUAAAGUGAAGCUUGAUAAAGAGGAGGUGAUAAAGCAUCUGGAAGAUGGGACCCAGUACAAAUUUCUAGGUGUACUAGAAGACAUCAGACAAGAUGACAAGAUGGCCUAA
This is a messenger RNA of Pocillopora meandrina, 369 nucleotides long. The record is from the annotation of a GenBank genome assembly. NCBI's taxonomy places the organism in Eukaryota, Metazoa, Cnidaria, Anthozoa, Scleractinia, Pocilloporidae.